Pseudomassariella vexata is the source of this 2091-nucleotide messenger RNA. RefSeq lists its product as uncharacterized. NCBI's taxonomy places the organism in Eukaryota, Fungi, Ascomycota, Sordariomycetes, Amphisphaeriales, Pseudomassariaceae. The record is from RefSeq and is a predicted model, not a curated record. Gene Ontology annotation, biological process: tRNA processing. Gene Ontology annotation, molecular function: ATP binding; ligase activity, forming carbon-nitrogen bonds. Bases 1 to 2091 code for a protein of 696 amino acids. The transcript has 2 exons.
AUGGCUACGAUCUCGCCAGUCGUGCACAGUAGUGCGCGAGCCAUUCGCCUGGCCGAAUUUCUCGAUGCCCUGCGAGCCACAUGCAAGCCGCGAUUUCCCCAUGCGCGCGGUAGCCAGCACCGGCCUGUCGUUCUGGCCAUAAGCGGCGGCGUUGAUUCCAUGGCUCUGGCCUAUUUGUGCUCCAAGGUCCGCCGUUUUGACCCGGACUUCAAGAUCAGUGACAACCCAGUCCAGAAGUUCCAGGCCUUGGUUGUUGACCACGGCCUUCGAGAGGGUUCUAAUCAAGAGGCUGAGGCCGUUUGCAAGGCUCUCUGGCAAAUGGAGAUACUCAGCGAGGUCCUGCCAAUCAAUUGGAACAAGGAAAUUGGCCUAGGCACUGAUCCCAACCUGCUUCCCAAUCUCGAGAGCGUCGCCCGCAGAGUACGAUACCGGAAGCUGGGCACGGUGUGCGCCAAUCGCAAAGUUGCCAGCUUGAUGCUUGCUCACCACCAAGAUGAUCAGUAUGAGACGGUGCUCAUGCGCUUGCUGAAUGGCCAUGGAAGUCGGGGCCUGCGCGGCAUGCGCCGCGCUUCUGGCAUUCCUGAGUGUGAAGGCGUUCACGGCGCCUACAAUAGUGGUUGGAUCGAUGACCAGAGUCGUCAAAUCCCUUACUACAACACCAAACCUACCCAGAGGCAACGCAAGUACCUAAGGUAUGACCUUCGACACAGCAUCAACAUGCUGCUACAAGAAGACGAGCCCGCUCAGGCAGAGGACCCCUGGGCCGGCGAAGAGAAUUACGGCGCGUACUCCUAUCUCAACAGGGACGUGAGCAAAUCAUUUGUGGUCGGCCUUCUUCCCAUCGAAGAUGGCGGUGUCAACAUCUAUCGCCCUCUCCUCGAAUUCAGUAAGGACAGGCUCGUUGCAACGUGUCUCGAGAAUAACGUCCCAUGGUGGGAGGACCACACUAACAAAGAUCCGACUUUGACUAUGCGAAAUGCUGUACGGCAUCUGUGGAAGAACUUUGAGCUUCCCCAAGCUCUUCAGAAACCAGCCAUUCUGGAACUGAGGGAACGGUCCGAAUGUCGUGCCCAGGCCCUGGAGGCUGAAGCCAACAGACUGCUCCAACAAACUAUCCUUCAUGAUUUCCAACCACAGGUAGGCACACUAGUGGUCCAGUUUCCGGAACUGAAGCCGCCCAAGUCCACAAAGUAUCGGCCAACUUCAGAACGAUAUCAGGGUUGGGUAUCCCGAAAGCGCGAGGUGGCAGGUCUACUCAUCCAGCGAAUACUUGCCCUUGUUAGUCCCGAGACACAGACGGCACCACUCGCAAAUCUUCAAAAUGUCAUAUCUCGUCUCUUCCCCUCGCUUGGCAACUCAGCUGCAGAACUGGUGGCGACGCCCAAGGCAUUUCCCAUCGCGGGAGUCCAUUUCAUGCCCAUCGAAUCGACACCCCAAUCUGUCGCCAUGUCUACUCAUCCACGGACAUGGUACCUGGCACGCUUGCCCUACCCAAAGAACCGGCCUCUCCCAACCUGGCGCACUCCCUACUGGUCUUUGACCGAACAGAUUGCGAAGCACCGCAAGCGGGUCCACUGGAAGUGGUCCACAUGGCUCCGUUGGCACUUUUGGGAUGGCCGUUACUGGGUGCGGCUAGCCCACCGCCUGCCCUACCGUGUGGUCGUCAUGCCCUUCUUAAUCGAGCACGCCAAGUCCUUCAGGGAAUCACUAUUGCCUAGGGAGCGAAAGCGACUCAACGAGGCACUGAAGAAAUAUACUCCCGGCAAAGUUCGAUACACCCUCCCGGCCAUCUACUGCGAGGAGUACCUCGACCUCGACAACAACUGGCGGCCCAUAAAAGCCCUCGAUACGUCCAAGAUGAGGAUGCUGGCUCUCCCAUCCUUGGAUAUACAGGUGCCAGAACUGGAUAAGUGGCUUUUGUACGAGAUGAGGUACAAGCGGGCGGACCGAAAUACCCUGCAGAUGGCCGGCACCUUGGCCAGGAGCCCAGUCCGGGCGACGCGAAGAGUUGGCAGAGCGGUAAGAAGCAUGAAGGGCCGGAUCAGACUUACGCGGACGGCCGGGUUUCGAUCACGCUCGUCUAACAGGUGA